Molecule: messenger RNA, 1542 nt
Organism: Clonostachys byssicola
Lineage: Eukaryota; Fungi; Ascomycota; Sordariomycetes; Hypocreales; Bionectriaceae
Source: the annotation of a GenBank genome assembly
AUGUGGUGUGGGAGGGACUUCCACGCCAUGGAUGCUUCACGCUCGCCAGCUGCGAGUGAGACGCGCAGUAACAGACAAGACACCAACCAGGCUUCAUUCAUAUCGAACCAAAAGAGACACGAUACUUGUUACAACCAAGUCACAAUUCGCAGCAAAAUGCCACGGCGGCCAUCGCUCGACCCUACAUCACCUGAGAGCAUGGGGUUUCCUGCAACUGACCCGAUCCCAAUUGCUACGCUCGACAAGAAAGGCAAGCGACGAGCAGAUGCACCUCCACCCUGUCCAUCACCAAGAAAGCGACCAAACUCUUUGCGAAGAAGAUCCCGAAAACCCUCGGGCGGCGCUGGAUCAUCAAGAGUUAAUGGUGGAGGGGACCGCCAAGACGACGAGGAUGAAGGUGAUGACAGCGAGGGCCCGGGCGAUGAUCCUACCGCAAGCCCGGGCGGCGACCGCUACUGGGCGUGCCCUUUCUAUAAGUGGAAGCCGUAUAAGUACUACCGAUGUCACGGUAAAUACGAGCUCCGCCGCCCGGGAGACGUGAAGCUUCACAUGCUCAGAUGCCACGCCCUGCUGCAGUAUUACUGCCAGAAUUGCUGGCAGGAAUGGGGGGACGAGCAAUCGUGGGAAGCUCACCACCGGCCAUCGAGGCGUUGCAGCACAAGGACAAGGCCAGAUGAGCUGGACCCAAGGGAGGCUGCGCUUCUCAAGACAAUGCCUCGCGGUCUCAAGGAACUGGAUAAAUGGUACUGGAUGUGGGACACUCUGUUCCCCGGCCACCAGCCUCCCGACUCACCUUAUGUGAUGGAGGGUAUUGGCGAGCCUGCGACUGUGAUUUACCGCGACGUUCAGCUGGCACUCGAGAGGGAGCUGCCGCAAGUUAUUCAAGAGACCCUCUCCAUCUCCAUGAGUUCUUCUCAGGCGGCCUUGGUUGCAGGCUGGAUCUUCUCCUUGGUGUCGACUGCGCCUCAAAAUGAGCCCCAGGGGCCAAGGACAUUGGCAGGGUCUGAGGAAGUCAGUGUCCAGGAUAGGAUCCCAAACGAAAGAUCGUAUGCUGCUACGCGCCACUCGGCCCAUACUUUGGGAAAUAUGGCGACACCGCUCCAUUACUUGGAGUAUCGCGCCCAAGACCAGACCGAGCAUGAACAUGACGCCGGCCCAAGCAAUCUGCCAUACUUUCACGACGUCCCGCAACUUACCGUCGAUGCUCCAGCGGAGCCUGCAGAGGAUUGCGCCUAUGAAUACUCACAAGCUGGAAGCUAUGAUGUCAAUGAGCGGUACUAUCUUAACUCACUGGGGCUCGAGGAUAUGAAUUUUGCAACUUCACCAGUCUCGAACCAAGGCACAUUCUUCCCAGAGAGGUUUGAUGCUGGAACGGGAUCUGAGGUGGGCGAAAGUUUGAUGCAGAGGAUGGAGAUGAGGCCCCCCGCCGACCAUGGAGAGUCACCUUUUGGAUCCUGGCAAGAUAACGGUGGAAUGAUUCCUGGAAAUGCUUGUUUUUGUGGCGCAGGGAUGCCAUGUGUCUGUCUUCAUAAAUACUACUGA